Asparagus officinalis (garden asparagus) is the source of this 682-nucleotide messenger RNA. RefSeq names its product 60S ribosomal protein L30. The record is from RefSeq and is a predicted model, not a curated record. Gene Ontology annotation, cellular component: cytosolic large ribosomal subunit. NCBI's taxonomy places the organism in Eukaryota, Viridiplantae, Streptophyta, Magnoliopsida, Asparagales, Asparagaceae. Bases 142 to 480 code for a protein of 112 amino acids. The transcript is spliced from 5 exons. Gene Ontology annotation, molecular function: RNA binding; structural constituent of ribosome.
CUCACCCAAAUAACAAGGUUAAUUUGGUAAAAGUACUUAUCCCUGCUCGUAUAUUACUCCCUGAUCCGCCAAGCCCUAGGGUUUCUCUUCAUCCGCAGCCAACAUCAUUAAUUUCUAGGGUUUUCUCCUCUCUGAGCUGCGAUGGCGCCGACCAAGAAGACGAAGAAGACGACGGAGAGCAUCAACAACAGGUUAGCUCUCGUGAUGAAGAGUGGAAAGUACACUCUAGGGUUCAAGACCGUGCUCAGAUCCCUCAGGAGCUCAAAAGGUAAGCUGAUUAUCAUCGCGAACAACUGCCCUCCUCUGCGCAAGUCUUUGAUUGAGUACUACGCUAUGUUGGCCAAGGUUGGGGUUCACCAUUUUAAUGGAAAUAAUGUUGAUCUGGGAACAGCAUGCGGUAAAUAUUACCGAGUAUGCUGCCUCAGCAUUAUUGAUCCAGGUGAUUCUGACAUCAUCAAGACUCUCCCUGGUGAUCAGUGAAUUUGAUCAAGAAUUAGUUUUUGUAUUAGCGGGCUAGAAAUGCGGUGUUGUUGUCAAAGAUGGUGUUUCUUUUCCUUAGGAUAUCUUUUUAUGUUAUCUAUGUUAAAUUUUGGCGUAUGUUUUGGAAGAGAAUUUUAAUCAACCAGAGAUUAAAUUUGUUUUUAAGAGCUUAUUAUAUUUGUCUUGCAAUUUGGUUUUGUUU